Molecule: messenger RNA, 1128 nt
Organism: Neomonachus schauinslandi (Hawaiian monk seal)
Lineage: Eukaryota; Metazoa; Chordata; Mammalia; Carnivora; Phocidae
Product: serine protease 44-like
Exons: 5
Coding region: 1-1128 (375 amino acids)
Biological process (GO): proteolysis
Molecular function (GO): serine-type endopeptidase activity
Source: RefSeq, a predicted model, not a curated record
AUGGCGUCCCCAGCCGGCGGCUCCCUGGGCCUCCUGCUCUGGCUCCUGCUUCUCCAGCCUCGGCUCCGUGGGGCGCAGGGCGGGUCCGCGCCGCCCCCCCCCUCCCCGGCGCCCACCUCCCGGUCGUCGUCGGGGGGCGGCCGCGAGGGCCCCGGCGCGAGCGUGUGGAAGGCUGAGGGACCGUCUGCGACCCCCGGGCCCCAAGAGGCUGCCGCAUCGCCCCAAGUGGUGGCGGUCACCCCAGGUGCCUCUGGCUCCUACAGGGCUGUGGCCAUGGCAAAGCCACUAACCACAGCAAAGCCGCUGUUUCCUGCAGGAUGCGGCCAGAGGUCUAUGAGGAUAGUCGGGGGAUUGCCGGCCGCAGAGCGGAAGUGGCCCUGGCAGGUGAGCCUGCAGAUCAAUGAUAGACACAUGUGUGGAGGCUCCCUCAUUGCCAGUCGGUGGGUGCUGACUGCGGCCCACUGCAUAUUUGGCCAUGUGGAGUACACGGCAAAGCUGGGAGACAUCUUCAUGAAGCAUACCUCCAGAAUGGCAGUCGAGAUCCCCGUCCAAGACAUCGUUAUUCACCAACAUUACAAUCCUAUUGGAUUACUUGAGAAUGACAUUGCCCUUGUUCUGCUUGAGUUCCCUGUGAAUUUUUCCUCCCACAUCCAGCCCGUGUGCCUCCCUAAAAAGGCGUUCAUGGUACAAGCUGGUACAGAGUGCUGGGUGACUGGAUGGGGGAAGCUCAACGAAUCCAAAGAACCUGCCAAAAGGCUACAGGAGGCUAAGCUAAACAUUAUCCGUUAUGAGAAAUGUAACACGAUGCUCCAAACCCAGAUGGAAACUAGUAGUGACAUAGUCAAAGAAGGGACAGUCUGUGGUUACAAUGCCCAAGGAAAGGAUGCCUGCCAGGGAGACUCUGGGGGGCCCCUGGUCUGUGAACUUAAUGAAACAUGGGUCCAGGUGGGGAUCGUGAGCUGGGGCAUUGGCUGCGGUCGCAGAAAUUAUCCUGGAGUUUAUACAGAAGUUAGUUUCUACAAGGACUGGGUCAUUGAUCACUUGAGUCAGGCUUGCUCUUGGGACUCAGCAGGCUACUUCCUACUUCUGUGUCUGCUGCUGCCCCUGGGCAUCCUGGUGGCCCUGUGA